CUUGAGAAGCAAAGACCAAGCCUGCAGUUGCUCAUCGGCUGCUUAGUUCGAGAGUGCAAUCUCUGUUUGUCUGUUCUUGAGCUUUCAUCUCGCUUUUUCUAUUGCCUUCUCUCUCUCUCUCUCUCUCUCUCGCUCUGUCUCUCGCUCCCUACUGUCGUAUCCUCACGUUUGGAUUCACCAGAGGAAUUAAAGAGCGCUCUCUUUCCCUGAUCCUCCUCAUCUGAGCACCAGCAGAGCAUUGAGGAACCAAUGGUCAUGGUGAAGGAGAAAGUGGCCCAUUCACAGGACCCUCACCACCCACCCGGAAAACUGGUCAUCCAGUGCUAUAAGUGUGGGGAGCCAUGCAAAGGGGAGGUUCUCCGCGUGCAAUCCAAGCACUUCCAUAUAAAAUGUUUCACAUGCAAAGUGUGCGGUUGCGAUCUGGCCCAAGGAGGGUUCUUCAUGAAAAACGGGGAAUACCUGUGCACGCUAGACUACCAGAGACUUCACGGCACACGCUGCAACGGCUGCGGAGACUUUGUGGAGGGAGAGGUGGUCACAGCCCUGGGGAAAACCUAUCACCCUGCAUGCUUCGUGUGUACCAUUUGCAGACGACCGUUUCCUGCUGGUGACCGAGUCACUUUUAAUGGAAAAGACUGUCUAUGCCAGAGUUGUGUCCAGCCAACAUCCCCAACCCCUAAAGACAUCAGCACCUCUAGCAACUGUGCAGGUUGUGGCAGGGAUAUAAAAAAUGGUCAAGCUCUUCUGGCCUUGGAUAGCCAGUGGCAUCUCGGCUGUUUCAAGUGCAAAGUCUGCGGAAAGGUGCUGAGUGGAGAGUACAUCAGCAAGGAUGGUGCUCCAUACUGUGAGAAAGACUACCAGAUCCAUUUUGGCGUCCAGUGUGAGGCCUGUCAUCAGUUUAUCACGGGAAAAGUUUUGGAGGCAGGAGAUAAGCACUACCAUCCCAGCUGUGCACGAUGCAGCAGGUGCCAUCAGAUGUUCACAGAGGGAGAGGAGAUGUACCUGCAAGGUUCAACAGUGUGGCAUCCAGACUGUAAGAACAGCAGUAGAGCGGAAGAAAAGUACAGACCCACAAGGUCUUCGUCUGAGAGUAUCUGUUCCAGACCUGGUUCCAGUAUCCCAGGAUCUCCAGGUCACCCAAUCUAUGCAAAAGUAGACAAUGAGAUUAUUGAUUACAAGGAUCUAGCAGCCAUUCCCAGAGUCAAGGCCAUUUAUGACAUAGAGCGUCCAGAUAUGAUAUCCUAUGAGACCCUCCAUUCCACCUCCUCUACCCUGGACAGACAAGGGAAGCACAGCCCAGGAGAGUCUCCGAGGACGCUGUCUCCCACCCCUUCUGCUGAGGGUUGCUAUGACAUGAGGGAACGCAUCAUCCAGCGGUCCACCAGUCAGGGCUCCAUCGGUUCUCCAGUCUAUCACCGCCAUAAUUACAUACCGUCCCUAUCCAAAUCUCCACAGCACUUUCACAGACCAGGAAUGCUGAAGCUCUCUUCUUCCUUGCGCUCCAGUCACAGCGAUACUCGCCCCACCUCCCCUUUCCGACAUCACUUUCUUCCCCACACCAAAGAUUCGUUCUGCAUAGGCACUGAGCCGUCCAGUGGCCGGAGUUCUCCCCUUUCCUCUCGGCCGGCCACCCCGACCCUCUCUCUGACCCCUAAACAUUUCCACAUCCCAGAUCAAGGCAUUAAUAUGUAUAGAAAACCACCAAUCUACAAACAGCAUGCUGCCCUGGCAGCCCAAAGCAAGUCUGCCGAUGACAUCAUCAAAUCAUCCAAGUUCCCUGCUGCCCACGCCCCUCGAGCGGACGAAACCCCAAAGAUUGAGACCGAAUACUGGCCGUGUCCUCCAUCCCUCGCUGCUUUAGGCUCAGAUGGGAGAAGUCGCUCACGAGAUGAGGAAGAGGAUGAACAUCAGAAACGCAGGCAGCUUCAAGAAGAACAUCUCAGCAAGAUCCAGUCUGGACUUGGGAAGCUGAUUCUGAAGGAGGAAAUGGAGAGGGAAAUGAACAGAGAGAAAUACCCACGCAGUAUCGUCGCCCAACGUUUUGACUCCCAAUAUGCAAACUGUAUCGCAGACUCUAAAACAUCAUCUCUGCCCGGAUAUGGACGCAAUGGCCUGCAUCGGCCACAAUCUACUGAGCUCUCGCAGUAUAACAGUUAUGGGGAUGUAUGUGGAGGACAAAGAGGUAAUGUGCCCACCCAAGAUGCCCAAGAUUCCAUAACACGAAUGGACAGGGGAAUAUCAAUGCCUAAUAUGUUGGAAUAUAAAGUGUACCCAUAUGAAAUGCUCACUGUCGCCAACAGAGGGCGUACUAAGCUACCGAAGGACGUGGACAGGUCGAGAUUGGAGCGUCACUUGGCUCCCGAGACGUUCUUUGACAUUUUCGGCAUGGGAAUCCACGAGUUCGACAGACUUCCUCUUUGGAAGCGCAAUGACAUGAAGAAGAAAGCGAAACUUUUCUAGAUGAUGUGCAUGUUUAAUUUAUCAGUCACUCAUGUAAUGUAUUAGAGCUUUAGUCCUCUGAUUGACAUUUCCUUGUUUAUUCCUUUGGUUUGUUUUAGUUCUUUGUUUGUUUGGUUUGCAUCCAACAAUUACACACAUAAACAUUCAGUUUCCCACUUUUUUUGUUUUCCCUGGAUCUAGAUAUUACAAUCGAGUCUUUGAUAUGAACAACAUGAGGUUUGAGUGUAGCGUGUGCUUGCACUCAUUAAACCCGCUUCCAGAGAUUUCUCCCUCGUGGCCCUCUUGUAAAACAAAACUGUAAUUUUUUUGGAUAGGGGACCGCGGGGCUGUCAGCAGGGAUCUCUCUCUAAACAGGCUGUUAAGGUGGUGAGGCUGGAGGAACCCCUGGUGACCCCUGCCGCUACAGACCUAACAAGAACUUUGAUGUUUGUUAAAGUGGGGAAAUGAGAGCUACUGAAGAUGAGAGGCUUGAGCUCCACCCGCGGAGCCAAGGUCCCCGGCUCAUCCGGGCCCCGGUUCUGGAAAACAUUAGAACGUGUUGAAACUGGCGUUCAUUCCCACCAGACCUCUCCUGCCUGGCCUGGUCUUCAAAAAACCAUGUUACCCUGAAAAGUAGAUAGCAUAUUUUCACCAUACAGCACCUGAUAUAGAUAAGUUUUUAUCCAAAAAUGUGUCUAAUACAUAGGCCGUGGUGGUUAUUUAAAAAAAUAAGCUUAUUUUUAUGGGACAUUUUACCACUAGAGGUCAGGCUCAAGUCAUACGUAUGAUUGCUCUUCUCUUGCACAGAGUCCUCUGAAUCAGACAGUCUGUUUAUUAUGAACACAGUUUUGUCCUUUCUGCGAUAUUUAAUAGCAUAUUGUUUUAAAUAAAGCUGAUUUUUAAAAGAAAAACGAAGAGGUGUUUCGAUACUGCCACCGUAUUGCCGUGAGAAUUGAUGGAGCAGCCAUAUAGCAUUCGUGCCUUUAGGGCCGUAUCUCAGUCGUUCAUUCAUAAUAUUGCUGCCGAAUAAUCCCAUGGACUCUGUUUCAGUUUGCAGAUGCAUUAUGGGAUGCCGUUGGCUAUUAUUCCCAACAGUUUCCUGUGUUACUAACAGGGUUAAUGAUGACAGAGAACUAGGACAUAUUACAGCAUUGUGCUUUUAUAGUAUCACGAACAUGCAACGAUGAUGAGUGUGAUUACUAGAAACAAACGUGUAUGUCACUUUAAAAGUAUACGAAGAGUUGGUUUUGAUAAAAUCACCCCUACUGUGUACCUCACCUUUUCUGUCUUUUUGAGGGAAAGGUUUGAUGAAAAGGGUGUAAAAGCUCUGCUGAGUAAUAAAAAUCUGCUUCAGAACCUA
Messenger RNA from Paramisgurnus dabryanus, 3799 nucleotides. The record is from RefSeq and is a predicted model, not a curated record. NCBI's taxonomy places the organism in Eukaryota, Metazoa, Chordata, Actinopteri, Cypriniformes, Cobitidae.